This is a messenger RNA of Hordeum vulgare subsp. vulgare (domesticated barley), 1036 nucleotides long. RefSeq lists its product as uncharacterized. The transcript is spliced from 2 exons. Bases 142 to 654 code for a protein of 170 amino acids. The record is from RefSeq and is a predicted model, not a curated record. Lineage: Eukaryota; Viridiplantae; Streptophyta; Magnoliopsida; Poales; Poaceae.
UAUAGAGAGAGAGUUGUAGCAGACUAGCAGCAAAGAAGAUCGAUCGAUUCCCUGGAGGCCAUUCAACAACUGCUAGGAGCAAAGAAGUUCGAGUCCCUGGAAAUCCAGUCAGCCAUCAACGGUCGAGCCGCCGCCCCGACCAUGAGCGACACCGUCGUCAUCACCCUCGCCGUUGACAAGAGCAGCGCCAUCCAAUGGCCAGGCAUCAGCAAGGGGACGUCGUCGACGGGCGGGAUCGAGAGCGUGAUGUUCACGUACAAAUUCAUGGAGGACCAGCCUGUAGUGUCCACCGACGUGCAGGGAAGGGAGGUUGAGCCGUGCGCCGACAUGGUAGAUAACGCAGUCAGCGUGCCACAAACAGACGAGGGAACUGCCGCCGCCGACUGCAUGCGCACCGCCGAUCGAGAAGUCGACGUUUGCGCUCGCGAGAGCAGGGGUCAUGUCGCCGACGUGUGCUCAGAAGCGCAGCUCAUGGCCGGCAACUCUGUUGUCUACCUUGAUGAUGAAGGCCCAGUCGCGCGGCUCUUUCAAUGGGUUGCCGGUCUCUGUGGAGGAAACUGGGACUUUGCCGUCCAUGCAUGCCCUGAAGCACAACUCAUAGGCGAUAACCCAGUUAUCUACCAAAACGGUCUCGUCCAGUGGCUUCUCCGGUAGUCUCUCUUCAGUUACGCGCUGCCGAUCGUGGAGACGGCCUUGUUCAAAGUGAGGUUUAUAAAUGUCAAAGAAAUCACAGUUUGGAUUGGAUGUCCACCAGAUAUAUAUCCCCACCGGCCGUCCGUUUCAGUUGGGAUCCAAGCCAGGGAGGAAAUGCUUUGACUCUCAUUAGGUGAGGCCAAUCGCAGGACACAUCUGCAUAAAUCCCAAUGUUUAUAUCCUAGCUCACUUGAUUUCUCUUCUUUCUCCUCAUUGUACAUAAACACCGUCCAUUUUCCUUCAUAUUGCUGGAGUGUUGCCGCUGCUUCGAGUUUGUAAGUUUGUCCGCAGGUGUAUUUCUUUGUAAUCUAGUGGAAAGAAAUUUGAUUGUGUAAAUUUGUAA